AACCCAUUUACAACUAGUUCGAUGCUCACCUCUGAUCAGAACGCACGUUUGGCCAUCACUUUGCUUCACUCGACUGUGGUCAAAGCUCUUAACUUCAAUCAGGCUUAAAAUUCUUCUUCCUUUCUUGCACCAAUCAUUUUUAGGUUACUGAUGUCAUAAGAGCAAUGAAAAGUCAGAGUAAUCAUUCAGAGUAAAACGCGAAGUAAAAGGACGCAAGUGUUGAACUGAAAAACAAUUGAGUCCAGUUAACCGUUACUCUUACUAUUUCUCAACCAUGAAACUUGGUAUCACAUUCCUUUUUCUGGUCGUCGCGUGCGUCGCAGAUUGCUCAAGAAUCCUUGCAAUAUUUUCGUACCCGGUUCAAAGUCACAACAUGAUGUUCGAGCCUUUGAUGAUCGGUCUGGCACGCGCCGGUCACUCAGUUGACGUGAUCAGUCAUUUUCCUCCGAAGAAAUCGGUGCCGGGAUAUAACCAUAUAAGCCUGAAAGGAACGCUACACAAUUUAGUGAACAAUAUAACCGCAGACUAUGCUUCAAUCCAUGGCGGUGUUUAUCAGAUGAUGAACUUUCUUUGCAGCCGAGAAGUCAAAGAUCUCUGUGGUCUGUUGUCAUUACCGCAGCUACAGAGAGUCACCAAUGCAGAUACCAAGUACGACGUCAUGAUCACCGAGAUCUUGGGGUCAAACUGCUACCUUUCUGUGGCUCACAUAAUGAAAAUUCCGUUUAUCGGAAUAGUAACUAAUGUCGUGUAUCCCUGGGUUAUUGAUCCAGUCUUUGGUGACGCCAAUCCUAGUUUUAUCCCGUCACAACUGUCGACUUUCACAAACGAGAUGAGUUUCUUUGAACGUGUGGAGAAUAUGAUGAUUCACGUGCAUUCAAAGUUUCUCUUUUAUUAUUGGGACGUAACUGUGUCUAAUCCAUUGGCUAGAAAGUAUUUCCACGAUCUUCCACCCCUAAAUGAUAUCUACAACAACAUCAGUUUGGUGCUAGCCAAUAGCCAUUUCAGUAUUCACGGAGUCCGCCCCGGGACUCAGGCCAUCGUUGAAGUGGCAGGUCUUCACAUCGACGAAACCCAAGUGCUUUCAGAGGAAUUGGAAAGGUUUUUAAAUUCCUCCAAGGAUGGGGUUGUGUACUUCAGCAUGGGGACAUUAGUGAGAUCGGAUACGUUCCAGGUGAAGAAGAUACUAGCGAUUUACGAAAGUUUUUCGGAACUUACAAAUUACAAAGUGCUGUGGAAAGGUAACCUGAAGGACAUGCCGAAACCGCUACCAUCGAACGUCAAAAUAGUUUCAUGGGUGCCGCAGUACGCAAUUCUCCGUCAUCCAAAAGUGAAGGCUUUCGUAACACAUAGAGGUGCGAUGGGAACCCAGGAGGCAAUACACGCUGGAGUUCCAAUAAUAGGGAUUCCGUUUUUCUUUGACCAGUCGUCCAACGUGAUGGGAUACGUGCAGAGAGGUUUCGGUGUUCACCUUAGCUACAAAGACAUAAGCAAAGUAAGCUUCUCCAAGGCCUUGCGUGAGGUAUUGUCAAACCCAAAGUAUCAAUCGAACGCAGCACGAUACUCAAGACUGUUCAGGGACCGUCCUCUGUCGCCAAUGGAUGAGGCUAUUUUCUGAAUCGAAUAUGUAAUUCGUAACGGAGGCGAGCCAUUGAGAUCCUCGGGUCAGCAUCUUAACUGGUUCCAGUAUUACUUAAUAGAUGUUGGUCUAUUUUUAUUAGCUAUAACGAUGCUCGUUAUCGCAGUCGUAUUUACCUUCGUAAAAACAGUGCUGCAUAUCAUUGCCUGCAAACAGAGUUGUGAGCUUCCAGUGAAAGAUAAGUUUUCGUAAACACGUGUUUGUCAUAGGCCAAGUUAAUGUUGUGAAUCCUGAUGUUGAAAUAAUUCUUCAAAAUACGAAAUAAAUAAUUUUCCAUCGAGCGUC
Messenger RNA from Neodiprion fabricii, 1921 nucleotides. RefSeq names its product UDP-glucosyltransferase 2-like. The transcript is spliced from 4 exons. Gene Ontology annotation, molecular function: UDP-glycosyltransferase activity. The coding region runs from base 275 to 1615 and encodes 446 amino acids. The record is from RefSeq and is a predicted model, not a curated record. Lineage: Eukaryota; Metazoa; Arthropoda; Insecta; Hymenoptera; Diprionidae.